Messenger RNA from Culicoides brevitarsis, 1730 nucleotides. RefSeq lists its product as uncharacterized. The record is from RefSeq and is a predicted model, not a curated record. The coding region runs from base 215 to 1570 and encodes 451 amino acids. Lineage: Eukaryota; Metazoa; Arthropoda; Insecta; Diptera; Ceratopogonidae. The transcript is spliced from 4 exons.
AUCGCGAAGAUGUCAGUAUCGAAACUGAUAAAAAAUGUUUUUUGAUUAAUUUCCUGUAUUUAUCGGCAAAAUAACAAAAGUUAUCAAAUCAGUAGGAAUCUGAUUGUCCGUUUGUUUGUGCGUUUUUGGAAGAAAAAAAAAUUAAAUGUAGCAGAAAAUUUAUUUAUUUAUUUUUUGUCAAUAAAAAUUCAAUAAAAAAAGAAGCAAGUAAAAAAUGUGCAAAUGCAGAUUUUGUUGUUGCGGGCGCUCAGUUAGCGUUUUGGUCAUCGGAUUUUACUCGUUGAUUCAAAGUUUACUUUAUCUGGUUGCAUCGGCGCUCGCUAUUCUCGUUUAUCGAUGCGAAGUAAAUAUGGAUCAGAAUCCCGGAUUGUACAUCAUGAAUUUGGCGUAUUUCCGGAGCUCCAAGUGCGGAGAUAUCGAUUGGACAAAGUUGGGAAUUAAUACAAGUGUGACAAUUCAACCGGUUUUUAAGAAUGAGGAACGCGGGCCUGCGGAAAGGACUUAUAUUAUCUCGCAAUUUUAUGCUGGAUUUAGUCUUUUGUGGUUGAUUUCGUCGAUUUUGAUGAUUUUCGGCACGUGUUCAUCAUGUUCUCGCAAAAGUUGUGGAAAUUUCGUUCGUUUAAUGCCAUGGAUCAUCUUUGCCAUAUGCAACAUUGUCCUCGACGUUGUCUCAUUUUUCUUCUAUCUCGCUGACAUGAAGGAAACUGGCAGCAUUCUUGGCUUCAUAAAAUGGAUGGAGAUCGAUAAUUUGGAUCAAAUCCUUGAAAUUUUCCCCAAAGAUUACGACACUUUCCUCACACAGCUUCCAUCGAUCGUGAUGCGAGUAAUAACUUGUCGCUUUGUCGUCUUUUUCCUGUUCAACGUGUGGUUUGUUUUGAUAAUUCUCGGCAUUUGGAUCGAAAUUCAACGAGAAUACGGCAAAAGAAAGCGUCAAUCCGCAUCAACUAUGCCUCAACGUGCUUUAUAUGGACACGAACCUCCGCAAUUGAUGACCUCAAAUGCCGCCAAAGACAAUCCCGCCUUCGAAAGUGAACCGGAAACGGCUUCAGUGCAGCCCAGCGCGACAAAUAAUGACUUUGUUCGCAGUGUUUCGGCCUAUCAAACGCCUGAAUUCGACGAAGAGCUUGAACGACGCCUGCAAAAAUAUCAAAUGACGUCAAGUUACGAGCCGCCCGUCGAUUAUGAUGAGAAAAUAUCGAAACCUGAGCCAAAUCCGAAGCACGUUAAAGACUUGAGAGCAUCGUUGCAACAAUCGCUGGACCCGCAACAACCUCCCCCGCCGCAUUUGUAUUACGGAAGUGCUGAACAUGAUCGCGAAGAGCUCGAACGAAAGAGUAUUUCGCCAAUUCCUCAAGGAAAUUCCGUUUCACGAAGCAGUAGUUUCAACACAAAUGUUCAACCGGAGCUCCGAAGUCAAUUACCAUGGUCGUAUUUCAAGCGAGAUGAUCAAGCCCCCGUUCCGAAUAAAUUGCCGGUUGUACCUGAGCCCGAUUACGAAGGAUCGCCCGCACGAAGUAACACUGUUCGAUCUGCCCAAAGCGAAAUUGGCGGUAAAGUAACGAGCUUUUAGAGUGUUGUCGUGUGUCGUUUUAUGGAGCGGCGACACAAUUCUCGUGUGAACCAAGCCAUGAUCGAGUCAAAAGUAUUCAAAAAUUUUAAUAUUUAAGACUUAAAACAUAAAAAAGAGUAAUUUUUGUCACAGUUUCGUAAUAAAAAUAAGUUUAUUAAAU